Messenger RNA from Cyprinodon tularosa, 4003 nucleotides. RefSeq names its product TBC1 domain family, member 13 (gene tbc1d13). The record is from RefSeq and is a predicted model, not a curated record. Gene Ontology annotation, biological process: intracellular protein transport; activation of GTPase activity. Gene Ontology annotation, molecular function: GTPase activator activity. Bases 126 to 1328 code for a protein of 400 amino acids. The transcript has 12 exons. NCBI's taxonomy places the organism in Eukaryota, Metazoa, Chordata, Actinopteri, Cyprinodontiformes, Cyprinodontidae.
GUCCUCGACGCUCUCCGUAGUUCAGUGUCGCCUGCUGACUGUGAAGGCGGAAGUUCCGGCAGGCUAACUUCCCUGUGUCCAAUAAUUCAUUCCUGCUUUCUGGAUCCAGCUUAAUCAGUGCAGACAUGUCUACCGCCUACAAGAACAGAAUCCAGGAGUUCAAAUCGGCGUUGGCAGAGGACACCAUCAACCUGACGGCUCUCAGGGAGCUGAGCUUCAGCGGAAUUCCUCACGAGGAAGGGAUCCGCUCGCUGUGCUGGAAGAUCCUUCUCAACUAUCUGCCUCUGGAUCAGACCUUAUGGGAGUCCUUCCUCAAAAAGCAAAGGGAGGUCUACUCUCAGUUCCUCAGAGAAAUGAUCAUCCAGCCGGGCAUCGCCAAGGCCAACCUGGGCCUGUCCAGAGCAGACGUAACGCUGGAGGACCACCCUCUGAAUCCGAACCCAGACAGCCGCUGGAACACCUACUUCAAAGAUAACGAGAUCUUGCUGCAGAUUGACAAGGAUGUGAGGCGGCUGUAUCCCGACAUGGCGUUCUUCCAGCGGCCCACGGAGUAUCCCUGCCAGCUGAUCCUGGACCCUCAGAACGACUACGAGACGCUGAGGAGACGGGUGGAGCAGACCACUCUGAAAGCCCAAACCGUGAACCGGAACCGCAGCGGAGUCACAAACGUCAGCUCUCCUGGGAAAGCUCUGAACCUGUAUCCGUCCAACGAGUACGAGGUUCUUCCUAACGGCAGUGAGGCUCACUGGGAGGUGGUGGAGCGGAUCCUCUUCAUCUACGCCAAACUCAACCCCGGCAUCGCGUACGUUCAGGGCAUGAACGAGAUCGUGGGGCCCAUCUACUACACGUUCGCCACGGACCUCAGCAGCCAGUGGAAAGAGCACGCCGAGCCCGACACGUUCUUCUGUUUCACCAACCUGAUGUCGGAAAACAGGGACAACUUCAUCAAGAGCCUGGACGACUCCCAGUGCGGCAUCACCUGCAAGAUGGAGAGCGUCUACUCCAUGCUGAAGGAGAAGGACCUGGAGCUGUUCCUCAAACUGGAGGAGCAGAACAUCAAGCCUCAGUACUUCACCUUCCGCUGGCUCACCCUGCUGCUGUCUCAGGAGUUCCUCCUGCCGGACGUCAUCCGGAUCUGGGACAGCCUGUUCUCCGACAAGGACCGCUUCCACUUCCUGCUCCUGGUCUGCUGCGCCAUGCUGAUACUCAUCCGGGACAACCUACUGGCCGGAGAUUUCACCACCAACAUGAGGUUACUGCAGGAUUAUCCAAUCUCAGACGUUCACACCAUUCUGACCAAAGCCAAAGAGCUGCAGGAGAACUCCUAACGAGAUGUCCUCCUGCUGACGUCCGAACAUUUCUCCUGGAAGGACACUGAGGAGCCGGGACUGUUCUUUGGGAAAACGCAGAAAUCUGCUUUUUAACGGAAGGUCAAACCUUGAAGGAAACAUUUGGGAGACAGAGACAUCUGGUACUUCAUUUGGAAAGUCUUUCUCCUUUGUCAGACAUUUUAUUUCCCCCAUAAAAUGAUCAAAAACUGACAUUUUUAUUGAUCAUCUGGUGGAGAAGGGACCACAGCGACCAACACUACAGGUGUGAUUGUCAGAAGACGCCCAGCGGAUGGAGAGAAGAAUCUGAUUGGAUCAUCAGAGAUCUUCUUUUAAUUAUUAAUGUCGGCGUAAUUUUGGCAUUUUCUUCUUUUGAAGCGGGAAGCGGCAUUCCUGGAACCAGGAAUUCAUGAGCUCCGCGUCUUCAGUGCUUCAUCUGUAACCCGUCUUCAGCGAAGCUGCAGAGAGCUCUCCAGCUCAGUCAUAACAUCUUGAUCUGUUUCUGGAUAUUUGAAUCUGAUUUAAUUCUUUUAUUAAUCAGAACAUACCUGGAUUUCUGUGCAAAAGCUCAUUUCCCAGUCUAAGUUCCAGUAAAACCACCAGCAGGUUGGCUGCUCCAGGCUUCAGUAUGAAAGCAUUUAUAACCUGAUGAUGGAGCUCCAGGCGCCACCGGUUCCCCUACUUGCAUCUAAAUUUUCUCGGUGCAGACUAAUUCCUGGUGAAGCACAGUAAUGUUUGAUAUUAUUUCUUUGUUUUAUCUGCUGCUUCGCAGUGAACAGAUUCUAGGUCGAACCCAAGUGAGCAAGAAACCGUUAAGUUAUAAACCAGCCUCUCAGUUCUUCCUGAAAUUCUUCCUCUGAUCCAGAGUGAAACAGCUGCUGUCAGCUUUCUAUCCAGUUUCAGUCCAGCACCAUAGAAGGGUCCCGUCUAGAAAAUGUAGUUCUCCUGUAGGAGAACGGUGUUUUAAAGUUAGAUCUAGAUCCUCCUCUAGAUAAAGACUGUUUGAUACGUUCUAUAAACUUCACUUUGAUACAAAACUGAGGUCUUCCUAAGUUUUUUGUUCCAUUUUCUUAUUGUUUUGACCUCCACUGUUAGCCAUACCAGAUACUAAAGAGGCUUUUCUGAUUAAUCUGCGGAUUCAAACAAAAAAGAAAGUUGGUGUCCAACAUUAACACCUUAGAUGUUUGGUUGUUUUGGUUCAACGCUUCCUUCAUUCUCUGAGUUACGAUUAUAUUACUUGCAUGUCUGAGUUUACAACAUUUCUCUGGAAGUUUAGCCUUACUGCACUGAAACUGGGUAAAAAAGAAGCCACAGCUGUAGAAGAAGAAGUCUGGGUCUCCAGGUUCUCUAAAGGUCUGAUAACGAGUAGCACAAAGCAUCGAGAUCGUAGGAAGGAUGUUGAAAGGAAACGAGGUUCGGAUUUUUGUCUGGCAAUAUUCAGAAACGCCUAAAAGUAUCGUCUUGUUAAGAUCAAAGUCUAUGAAGUGUUUUGAUUAAAACCUGUUUUUGAUUUUUCAGAAAUCUUGUAACAAAACAAAGCCAAACAGUAAUUUUCCUUUGAUAAACAUCAGGUCAGUUUCAGAAAUCCCCCCAAUGACCUUAAACCUUUUAUUGUUUUUAUGACACUAAAUACAUCAUCAACCAUUUAGCUGAAACAAUGUUUUAUUUCAUAUGAACAAAUGAAGAAUUUUAAAGGGUUGGAGCUGACUAAACCUCUGACUGAAGGAUCAUCCAAGUAGUCCACAAGUAUAUCAAUGACGUAUUACCAGAGCCAGAUUCCACAAAAUGUACAGUUUCUUAAAAAAGCCACAAGAUUGUAUUGAUUGAAGUGCAAUCUAAAGUUUGGCCACCUGAUGGCUCCACUUAAGCAGAAUUUCUGAGAAUUUUUGUUGUUGUUUUUUGCCUUCUAAAUCAGAGUAUUUGGUUCUGGUUUGAAGGUGAUAACCUGUCUGGUUCUCUCCAACAUCUGGAUCUCUGAGUUUCAGGCAGUCGGCACAGUUAUACACGUAAUGAUGAGUGUCAACGUCUUGAUCAUCCUACGAAAUAAAACCACAGAAAUCAUGUCAAGAAAAUCUCGUUCCCAUGAUCCUCUAAGUUGGAGACUUUGAGAUGCCAAAAAAUUGUGUUCAAGAAAUGGAAACCAGAUUCAGCUUAGAUCCAGACACCAAUAACUUUGUUUUUGCAAAUGUUUGCAGGAUACACUUUUUUUUUUCCUUUCUUUGCAAAAUUGUAGAAAUUUGAAGCUUUUUGUUUUUAUAUUUUUGUUAUUGCACUUAUUUGGGGAAAAUCUUUGAUCUAAUCUACCAUAAAAACUUCCUGCAGUGAUCAUAAAAAGUUCAACACCAUCUCAGCUGUUUUUUUUUUUUUAUGUUUAAUACUAAUUAAAAUGUGUAACAUUAAGACCAAAAUAGACACAGUGAAGGUAUUUUUUUUAUUGUGCACAAAGGUUUUUACUUUGAGGGAUUGUUACUAACGACCUCAUCAGUUUAAGGUAUUUAUUUCUUUUUAGACGGUUUCUGUGUUUGAUGAUUGUUGAAUAAAAUUCUUCUUAGUCCCAUUUUUUUUUGCAUGAAUUACAUUUUGUAAACUCAGAUGCUUUUUUGUAAAGUUCUCCAGUCGUUUUUACAUGUUUGCAGAUGUGAAUUAAACAAUAGGACAGUGUCUCCUGAUUCAUG